Messenger RNA from Dendroctonus ponderosae (mountain pine beetle), 3688 nucleotides. RefSeq lists its product as uncharacterized. The transcript is spliced from 16 exons. The record is from RefSeq and is a predicted model, not a curated record. Bases 333 to 2996 code for a protein of 887 amino acids. Lineage: Eukaryota; Metazoa; Arthropoda; Insecta; Coleoptera; Curculionidae.
UUGGCAGGAUCCCUAUUUCGCAUUUUUCCUGCAGAGCUCAGCAGUUGCGGCGGACGAGUCUCCAACUUGUGGUACAAUCAUUAUAAGAACUUUGAGCUCUGUCUAAAUAGAGCAGCGAAUGGUGUGGUGUCGUGUAGUGUCAGGUAGUGUUUAAAUUGUGAGCAAAGUAGCACGUUGCUUUUAAAGGGCGCAGGUGUAAACAAAGAAAUACACGUUCCUUGCAAGACUGAUUGUUUGUUGAUAAACAGUGACCAGUGGAUGGUUUAGAGGCGCAACAAUAGAGUUUUUCGCCCUGAAUCGAAUGAUCGCCAUUUGAGAAGCAUGGCUGGAUCAUGGAUUUAGCCGAAGCUGUUGAUGACCUGAUCUGCGCAUUGGACGGAUCCGUCGACACCACCAUGGACACGCUGGCCAUGUUCCUCUUCGGCUGGAUUCUGGCCGCCCUCUUCAUUCUAUGGCUGGGCAAGGCCAUCUACGAGCGCUUCUUCGCCGGCAAGGCGAAGAGCAAAGCAGCGGGUGCGCUGAGCAAGACUGAGUCCAGUCCGGAUGUUCUGGACGGUGCAAAAAAACAACCGGUCAUCGCUCCGAAAGCUACGGGUGCUUUUGUUCCGCCUACUCCUCCUGUGCGCAGACGCUUAACACGGCAAAGCCCGGCGCCCGAGACGCGAAAACCCCGCUAUGUGCCUGCGCCCCAAGCAACAGGUCCGGACAAUAUUGUGGUGUUGUGGGUGAACGAUGUUUUCCAGUGGUUGUACAACGAUUUCGUUAUCGUUAAUGAGCUGCUCCAGGUUUGGAUCCAGGCUCUCAAUAACUAUACCAAGAAAUCGGUUAGUGAGCAGGGCAUUGGUGUGGAACUGGUAAGAAUCCUGCCUGAGACUCAUCCACCAACAGUGACCAACAUUUUCGCGGAAGCAGAUUCCAAAGACGAUGUGACAAUAACCUGUGAUUUGGAAGUGACCCCAGCCUUCCAAUUGAAAUCAUUCCGACAGAAGGGGGAAAAAGUGGAUACGUCCCACUACCGAGUCAAUGUGAACCGAUUCCGAGCGCGUCUGCAUAUAUUUUGCGUCUCAGAAAAAUUGCAGGCCGAUGUGAAAUGCGACGGAUGGCCAGAGGUCAAGGUAGCCCUAGCCCCCGUCGGGAACAUCAAGAAUAACUUGGACGAAACGCAACUGCAAGAAGUAAUCACCGAAAUUGUGACGAACGCCUUGCGAAGCACAGAAGUUCAUCUCAAUCUCUCUGCUUACCCCACAUGCCCCCGAUUGAUCCGACAUGUGGAAACGCCUGGGCGGAUGCUGCCUCUCCAUUACGACAGCAUGCAGGCAAAUGCCUAUUCAUCCACUCCAAACCACAUGACGCCAGGCGAUCUGCAACUGCAAGGAGAGAAGCGACUUCUAGUGAAAGUGAUACGAGCCGCCCAAUUGGGCGGCCACCAUGGCUGUGCCGAUCCGUUUUGCGUCGUCGAAAUGGACGAACCCCCGCAGAAGAACCAGACUUCUGUGAAGAAAAACACCGAUUCGCCCUUUUGGGACGAACACUUCUUAUUCGAUCUGUCGCCUCACACGGCGGAGCUUCUAUUUGAAAUUUACGACUGCGCUGCCAAGCCCCACAAGUUCUUGGGGUUGGGGAUAGUUGGAGUGGAAGAGCUGCUGAUCAACCCGUCCCAAAGGCAGAUUAUUACCCUGCAAAGUCGACCCUAUGAGAGCGACACUGUAACCGGGACCCUCACAGUUGAGUUCAUGUUCAUCGAGGGCGCCGAUAUCCCCAACGUGGGCAGCAAUCAGCCCUAUAAAAUCAAGGAGACCAUCAGAACCACCUCUCCAGGGCCGGGAAUGCGAACCCCGUCGCCUAAUAGGGCCAGAUUGACCACAGCAACCACCACCUUCCUUAAUGAAUCAAUGACAAAUGGAAAUCACAUUGUGAACUCCGCGCUGAGCGAUCUGGACAGGAACAGGCAGCGUCUGAGCCCGAACAAAAGCACUUUGGUCAUCCACAGCGUCCAAAGGCAGCCGUCGCAACGCCUCGUCAAGAUGGAACUGGAAAACGGCACCUGGAAGGAGGUGGAGCGUCUGGAAAUCAAUCCCAGCCAGGACUUGAUCGAUGCGGAAGUGCAGAAUGUUCACAUUGAUCUGGACGCUGCCGCUGACCUAUUUGAAGGUGGGCCCAAUGCGGGCUCCAAUGGGACAAACGGUGGUUUAGUGACUAACUCUGGCGCUAAUGGGGCUUUGAACGGCGACGCAUCUCUGCAGGAUAGCGUAAUUGACUUAGAAUCCUCAAAGCCAGGCGACUUUUCGGCUUCGGGCACACUCCAGUCGCAACCAACCGAGUACGAUUUCAGAGGACGGCCGAGAAAACGCCGGGACUUUUUCGGCACGAUCAAAAGAAGACUGGGCAAAUCGAAGAACAGAUCGAAAUCGGCUGGACCUGAAAACGACGUUGGUCGGGACGACAGCUUGAACCGAUCGGUCUCGGCCGAUCGAGGGAAAAACCAGGACGAUCAUAAAUUCGGAACCAUUUCUAGGCUACACCUUGAGUAUUGCAACGAUUACCGCCUGAACCCGCCCGGCCGUGAGGAAACAUCGAGAAGAUCGAGCUUAUCGGAAGCGUCCGGGCUGAGCAGCGCCUCCACUCGAACCUACAUCAAUGAAGCCAGUACUUUGGUGCUGGAAACGAUAGAGAAUGGCAUCAAGAAGCACUAUCUGGUACCGCUGUCUCUGGCACAAAAGUCGAAAUGGAAGAAAAAGGGGGUGAAGCUGCACAUUUUUAACGACCACACGUUUGUUGCCAAACAUUUACAAGGUGGCACAAUUUGUCAAGUGUGCGCUAAAAGUAUAGCGAGGAGAUUUGGGAAACAGGGCUACGAGUGCAGGGACUGUUUCCUAAAGUGCCACAAACAGUGCCACGUUCGGGUGAACGAUAAUUGCCCCACAUCGACCAUUCACAAUAUUGAAUUAAACUACAUACACAAUCCCUAUACAGACAAGAAUCUGUCCCUGCUGUAAGGAGCCAAGGAUUCGCGCCACCAAACAUCUUAUUAGGUGGAUGUUGCCAUAAAGCCAGUUUCACAUUGCGUUACUGAUAGACUAAUAGAUUUUGGGAAACCACCGACAAAAUCUACUUAAUUAUUCCAAGCCCAUGCUGUUGCGCCUUGCACAUACUUCUAAGUUGAAACUGGCCAUACUCUAACCAGUAAAGCACAAUUAUUUAAAUUCAAGCUUUAUAUCCUACAUAUUUACCUGUGGUUGUUUUCAUUUUUGCCUUUGUUUGUAUAGAUCUGAUUUUAUUAAUUUAUUGUCCUCCAAUUUUGUAUAUAGUUGGCCAGGUUAUUAACCUGAUAUCGUUUUAUUUUUUUAUAUAUUUAGAUCUAAAACUGUUAUCUAUAUUUUGUUAACUAUACUUAAAAACUUUGUAUUGAACUGUUAGACGAAAUGCUUGGCACAAAUAUUAAAUCUCUAAUUGUUUUUCUAUGCAUAAUCUAGGCUGGGGCUUGCCUUGAAAACAUCAAAUAAAAUCGCUUUCACUUUCUCAUUGAUUAUAUUCUCUCAAGUAGCAAAUUGGUUGUCAAUAUGUUUUCAACGGCAGCCUUGCAGAAUCUCGGUGAUUAAGGGUUUUCUCUUUAUUUCGAAAUGGUGUAAGUUGCAGUCGAAAAUACUGAACUGAAUUUUGCGACGAGCAAAUAAAAAGUUAAUAAAGA